This is a messenger RNA of Gastrolobium bilobum, 943 nucleotides long. Its product is annotated as small ribosomal subunit protein eS6-like. Gene Ontology annotation, biological process: translation. The transcript has 6 exons. Gene Ontology annotation, molecular function: structural constituent of ribosome. NCBI's taxonomy places the organism in Eukaryota, Viridiplantae, Streptophyta, Magnoliopsida, Fabales, Fabaceae. Bases 62 to 811 code for a protein of 249 amino acids. Gene Ontology annotation, cellular component: ribosome. The record is from RefSeq and is a predicted model, not a curated record.
GCUCAUAGUUCCAAACGCACGCAGAGAGUAAGCCGCGGCGAGACCAGGACGAGAUUUCAAAAUGAAGUUUAACAUUGCAAAUCCCACCACUGGAUGCCAGAAGAAGCUGGAAAUUGAUGACGACCUGAAGCUUCGGGCAUUUUGGGACAAGAGGAUCUCACAGGAGGUCCUUGGUGAUGCUCUGGGUGAGGAAUUUAAGGGCUAUGUUUUCAAAAUCACCGGUGGUUGUGACAAACAAGGAUUCCCAAUGAAACAGGGAGUGUUGACACCUGGUCGUGUCCGACUCUUGCUCUAUAGAGGAACUCCUUGUUUCCGUGGACAUGGAAGGCGUAAUGGAGAGCGUAGAAGGAAGUCUGUGCGUGGGUGCAUUGUCAGCCCAGACCUCUCUGUUCUGAACUUGGUAAUUGUGAAGAAGGGUGAUAAUGAUUUACCAGGUCUGACUGAUGUUGAGAAGCCAAGGAUGAGGGGCCCAAAGAGAGCAUCCAAAAUCCGAAAGCUGUUCAACCUGUCAAAGGAGGACGAUGUGAGAAAGUAUGUUAACACAUACCGUCGAACCUUUACAACAAAAGCUGGGAAAAAAGUGAGCAAAGCUCCAAAGAUACAACGACUGGUCACUCCUUUGACACUCCAAAGGAAGCGAGCAAGAAUAGCAGAUAAGAAGAAGAGAAUUUCUAAGGCAAAAUCAGAGGCAGCGGAUUAUCAGAAACUCCUUGCGUCCAGAUUGAAGGAGCAGAGGGAACACCGUAGUGAGAGUUUGGCAAAGAGGAGAUCCAAAAUAUCCAGUGCCACCAAGCCAACUGUCACAGCAUAAGCUGCUUUCAAAGAGAUAUAUAUAUGGUGAGGUUUAAACUUUGCCGUAGUUUUUGGCAGUCUUGUUCCAUGAGGGUGAUUACGAAAUACAUUUAUGUUUUUGCUAUUUGAAUACAUUAAGUUUAUUGACGUA